UGCCGGCGAGAUCUCAAACUCAGAGCGCUGGUAUUGAGGAUAUAUCGGUUUGACGUACAACUGACAUCGGAGGCGGCAAAGCGAUUGACGUCACAGCAACUAUAGCGAUAUGCCAAUGAAUGAAUAAUGCAUUCACAAACCAAUCAGAGUUCAGUCCCCUUAGUCACGUGACUAUCUCAUCCAAGAGGAGUUUUCUCAAUUGGAGUGACCUUCAAGGAUAAACGGAGAGGACAAUGUAUACUGAGUGAUACUGAAGCCCAUGUGACAGUGGUGCCGCACUGAGCGUGGAGAUAUUGUCGUUAUUCCCCACUGUGUUCUUCACUCCACAUACCACCUCAUUGACCAAUCAACACUGAGUGGACCAGUCCACUCACUGGAGACCCUCUAAACUGCUGAUUUUCAUCUUGUUUGCUGACACGCUAUGUGCUGAAGAGGUAUUGUGAGGUAGAGUGGUGAGGCAGAAUGGCGGCGCCGGCUGAUACUAUAGAUGGCCGCCCGGCCGAGUAUGGCCUAUCCCUAAAGGAACUCCGUGAGUUGAUGGAACAUCGCGGAGCAGAGGGAUACGAGCUCAUGCUUACAAAGUACAAUGGAGUUACAGAAAUGUGUAGAAAGCUCUAUACGUCUCCAAAUGAAGGAUUGUCGGGAAAUCCUAUAGACUUAGAACAUAGAAGAAAAAUAUUUGGAUCCAAUAUUAUACCUCCCAAGGCUCCUAAAUCGUUCCUGCGCCUGGUGUGGGAAGCUCUACAGGACGUCACCCUCAUUAUCUUGAUUGUAGCUGCAAUAAUUUCAUUAGGAUUAUCUUUUUAUAAGCCACCAAAAGAUCCAGCUUUGCUAGAGCAGGAAGAGGAGGAGCAUGGAACAGAUUCAAGUGUGGAGGAAGCUGCUGGUUGGAUUGAUGGUCUGGCCAUCUUGGUGGCAGUGGCUGUGGUAGUGUUAGUGACAGCUUUCAAUGACUGGAGCAAGGAGAAACAGUUCCGUGGACUUCAGAACAAGAUAGAGCAUGAACAUCGCUUUGCCACAAUCCGUGCGGGAGAGUUGGAACAGAUUUCUGUAGGAGAUUUAGUAGUGGGAGAUAUUUGUCAAGUAAAAUAUGGUGACCUUUUACCAGCUGACGGUGUUCUGAUUCAAAGUAAUGAUUUAAAAAUUGAUGAAAGCUCGCUGACGGGAGAAUCAGAUCAUGUCAAGAAGGGAGACAAUGCAGACCCUAUGUUACUCUCAGGUACUCAUGUCAUGGAGGGGAGUGGAAAGAUGCUGGUCACGGCAGUGGGCGUCAACUCUCAGACAGGCAUCAUCUUCGCUCUUCUCGGGGCAUCACAGGAGGAACAGGAGAAGGCGAAGAAGAAGAAAAAGAAGGGGGAUGAAGAAGAGGAACCAGACGUGAAGCUCGUAGCUGUUACAGGACCCCGAUCAAACAAUCUGGGACAGACGGAACCAUUGCUCUCUAAUGAGGCAGAUGCAAAAGUGGAUAUUCAGAUGAACACCACCAAUGCACCUACUGGAAACUCCCACAACACUGUCAACAAGCAUGUGCCCAACAAGGCUCCGUUGCCACCCGUGGAUGAGAAGGUUCCCGAGGAGGUCGUCAAAGAGGAGAAGAAGAAAGUUUCACGCAAAGAAAAGUCGGUGUUACAGAGCAAACUCACACGUCUAGCCAUUCAAAUAGGAUAUGCAGGUACAUUCAUCGCCGUGCUGACCGUUCUCAUCCUGAUCCUUAAGUUUUGUAUCCAAGAGUUUAUCAUCGAUGAAAGGGAAUGGACGUCUACACGGACCGGACGUUAUUUGGAACUGUUUGUCAACUACUUCAUUAUCGGUGUCACCGUGCUCGUAGUUGCUGUACCAGAGGGGCUUCCACUUGCUGUUACGCUUGCUCUUGCUUACUCUGUUAAGAAAAUGAUGCACGACAACAACUUGGUGCGUCACUUGGAUGCGUGCGAGACGAUGGGUAACGCUACAGCCAUCUGCUCAGACAAGACAGGAACGCUUACAACAAACAGAAUGACAGUCGUUCAGAGCUUCCUUGGUGGAAUGCACCAUAAGGAAACACCAAACCACAGUUCCCUUAAUGAAACUCUGGUGGAACUUGUAGUGCGUUCGGUUUCCAUCAACAGUGGCUACACGUCAAAGUUGCUGCCGGCAGACGAAGGUGGUUUACCCAAACAGGUUGGCAACAAGACGGAGUGUGCUCUGCUGGGGUUUGUCAAGGACUUGGGUCUGUCGUAUGAAGCAGUGAGGGAGGACGUCCCCGAGGAUGCCUUGGUCAAGGUGUAUACCUUCAACUCUGUCCGGAAGUCCAUGAGCACGGUCAUCAAACUGGAGAAUGGUUUCAGACUCUUCUCAAAAGGAGCUUCAGAAAUUGUGCUUAAAAAAUGCGAUUUCAUCCUGGAUUGCAAUGGUCAGCCGAAAGCGUUCACAGCCCGUGAGGCGGAGGAGAUGGUGCAUCGAGUCAUCGAACCCAUGGCGAGCAACGGCCUGCGGACUAUCUGCGUAGCCUAUAAGGACUUUGUCAGAGAUAAUGUUGGUGGGAACAUGGUGAAGAUCGAGGGUGAAGUUGACUGGGAUAAUGAGGAUGCUAUAGUGCAAGGACUCACCUGCAUCUGUGUCGUGGGUAUCGAGGAUCCAGUCCGAGACGAGGUCCCGGCAGCAAUCAAAAGCUGCCAGAAGGCAGGCAUUACCGUGAGGAUGGUCACCGGCGACAACAUCAACACUGCUCGAUCUAUCGCUUCCAAGUGUGGAAUUAUUCCCCCUGGAGAAGACUUCCUGGUGAUGGAGGGCAAGGAGUUCAAUCAGCGCAUCAAGGACCCAGCGACAGGAGAGGUGAGACCGGACCUGUUUGACCAGGUGUGGCCCAAGCUCCGUGUUCUGGCCCGAUCUUCACCCCAGGACAAGUACACUCUCGUCAAGGGCAUCAUCGACAGUAAACUCACCCCCAACAGAGAGGUUGUCGCGGUAACCGGAGAUGGAACAAAUGAUGGACCUGCUCUGAAGAAAGCUGAUGUCGGAUUUGCUAUGGGUAUAUCUGGAACUGAUGUAGCCAAGGAGGCUUCUGACAUCAUCCUGACUGACGACAACUUCACCAGCAUCGUCAAGGCCGUCAUGUGGGGUCGUAACGUCUAUGACAGCAUCGCCAAGUUCUUACAGUUUCAGCUGACUGUUAACGUGGUUGCAGUUCUUGUUGCCUUCUUUGGCGCCUGCACAAUCAAUAACAGUCCGCUCCGAGCUAUCCAGAUGUUGUGGGUAAAUCUUAUCAUGGACACCCUGGCUUCCCUCGCUCUCGCCACCGAACUUCCUAGCAAAGAACUCCUAGAUCGUAAACCAUACGGCAGAACAAAAGCUCUCAUCUCCAAAACCAUGUAUAAAAACAUUGUUGGUCACUCUGUAUAUCAGCUGACAGUCAUCUUUACUCUACUAUUUGGUGGGGCCGGGUUAUUUGACAUCGAUGACGGUCGUGAUAACCAACAAGUUCACGCCCCACCCACACAACAUUUCACCAUCAUCUUCAACACCUUUGUCAUGAUGACGCUCUUCAAUGAGAUGAAUGCUCGCAAAAUACAUGGGCAGAGAAAUGUAUUUGAAGGCUUACAAAGAAACCCUGUCUUUAUAGGAAUCUGGAUAGGAACUAUGGUAGCACAGGUUUUCAUUGUGCAGCUUGGAGGAAUAGCCUUCCACACCAAAGGGCUGUCAUUAGAGCAGUGGUUUUGGUGCCUCUUCUUUGGUUUCGGGGCACUUUUAUGGGGGCAAGUUAUAACAAGUAUUCCAUCUCAUAAAAUACCGAGGAUAUCCUGCCCUUGCAUUAAGCAUGAGGAAGAGCAUGAAACAGAGGAUGACAUUGACGGCGUAAACGCCAACGAGGACUCGGUAGGACGCCGCGGCCAGAUCCUAUGGGUGCGCGGCCUGACUCGCCUGCAGCAACAGAUACGUGUAGUUAAUGCUUUCCGCAUGAGCUUAGAUGCUCGUUACGACAGUCGUAGUUUGUCAUCAAUCCAUAGCUACCACUCACUGCAAAACUUUAGAAUGAUGUCCAAAAAACCACCCACCACCAUGUCCUCUUCUAUGCUGAGUAGCCACGACACUGAGGCAGCAUCAUCUCGUCCCUCGGAUUCCCACGCCACCGCGCCCAUUACUGAGCAGACUGCACUGUGAUUGGCUAGCUGUGUGUCCCGCUAUCCAAUCAAUGGCCUCACUUCCCGUCUGCUCAUCAAUUGUGCACCUCAGUCGUGUUGCCUCCUCCUCCUGUCCGCCCGCCCGCUGCUGUCUAGAUUGGAGGACCCUCACCCCUGUACAUAAUAAGAUCCUGUGUGUGUGGUCAUCGUCGUCAUCUCUGCUGCAUCAUCAUCGUCGUCUGCAUAGUGGUGGUCGUCGUCAGCGUAGUCAUCACUCUGGUGUCGUGUCACCUGUGACCUUUCACCCUGUCUCGGCUUUAGCGGCCUGCUAUCAGCAGCCAUCUUACCUUAUGUAAUUUGCCACCUUGUUAAAUAUGUGUUUUUCUCAUGUCCUUGUUUUUUAUAUUUUUUUCCUCAUGAUUAUUUUCAACUUGGCAUGUUUUUAUUGUUGUUUAUUGUCAAUAAAACCAGCCUGCUUGUGACUGUCUGUACCGGCCAGGCAGAAAGGCGAACGUGCCGCUGUCCACAACUCACCUGUAGAUGCCGAGAAAUAGAUGUAGUUGAACUCAAUCAUGUACAGGAGCUUUGCACUCUCGGUAACCUUGUACAUAGCACCAAUGUCCUAAUGAUGUGUAUGUGUCGCAGGCUCCCUAUAAGGGUUAGCUCCUGUUUGCUGGUUAUAAUGAUUCAUCAUACUAUGGGGUUCGAUAGGAUCCGACUCUCUAACCAUUCCCACUCACCUCCACAAUUCAUCCAAGCAUACCUCCACAUUCAAUCACGUGUGUAAAUAACGGAUGGACACACAUCUUUUCUGUUCACUCAUACAGUGGCUCUCAGAUCACGUUUCAGAUCUUCAUUAUCAACUCGGCAUAAUUUUAUCUCCUUUUUUUUCCAUUUACGUGAGUCACUAUUGCAAGUUUAUAUUUUGUAUUUUAUCUUGUAGUCUUAAAACCGAAUCUGGCCACUGUGGUUUUCACAUGCUGUGUGUCUUGAUUGACUUUUGCAUGUUGUUGGAUGAGAGUUAUCUCCCCCUAGAUGCCUGCAUAAUUUGAUUACUGAUGGUAUUUGAAUACAAGAUGUUGAACUCUGUGCUGUGUUUCUAUAUUACCUGUGAUACACAAUGCUACUGACCUUUGAUGCAUAUUGAGUGGAGUUUGAUGACUUAUAUCGUCUGCUGCAGUGUGUGUAUAUUACCUAACAGCCAUGCAAGCAUGCAGUGAGUUUUUAUGUUCAAAGUAUUCUAGCCUCCAGUUUGGAACAAGGGCGUACCAAAAUGAUUGAAUUACGUGCUCAGCGAGGAGAUAGAUCUUCCAAUGUUGUUUUGCUGAUAUAGAGUAGCGAAGCGAUAGACUGAAAAGAAAUUCUUGGUUGAUGACAAUCAGUGUCCCCGGGUAUUAUAUGUGUCGUAAAGGUGUCCUGAUGAAGUGGUUAAGAUGAAAGAAAACUGAACCAAAGAUAUGUACGAAAACCCAGAUCCCUUAACCACUAUCAUGUAGUUACUAAUUUAUACGUUGGAGUAAGUGGAUGACUCCAGUCUCAGGAUAUCUCAGCAUCCUUUUGUCAACUGACUUCAGUUUGUUUUUUAGAUGCAAGGUUUUUUUUUUGCUUGUUGGCAAAUCUGGCAGUAUUUCAGCAGGAUGUGAAGCAAAACCGUCUCUCUCCACAUGUUGAAAAUGGAAUCUCAUUGUUUCGUUCUCAUUACGUAAGCUUCACUUUUGACCAAAGUACAAGACGAUGGUGUAAUUGGUUUUGAUAUUCUUUAUAUGCUGCAGGCAAUUUUGAACAAAGGUUUAUUUUAAUUUCCGUGUGUUUCGAGGGAAUCUUAAUGUACAGUGUUUAGUAUGACUUUUUGUACAGAAUGUUUUUAACCAGAUAUUAUAUUUAAAAGGGAACAACAGUUGUUGAAGUAAUUUCUCAACAAUUAUGAUUGACAUGUAGUUUCGUUUCAUUCUAGACUGGAAUAUGACACUAAGACAGUUAAAUCUCAUUUUCUCAGUACUGUUCUCGAAAACGUUCCAGUCACACUGUGCUUCUUUCAGGGCGAAAAUCAUCAGCAUCCCAUUGAGAGCACGCUUUCAAAGUUCACAUUCCUUAAAGUCCAGUUUUAGGACACUUCUUACACGAAAUCAGUGAUGUGAAAGCAUGUUUUCAUGUUUUGAAAGAAAUGUCUGUUAAAAUAAAAAAUGCCCUGUUACUGCCAGAUCCCGUAAUGUCCUCCACGAGUGUUUGUCGAGAUCGGUAAUGGCGAGGAAUUAUCUGUUGGUACGUAAUCUCAGUGAGAGUUGUCGAGUCUCGGUGUAGGAGGUUCAUAUGGGUGGAACUUGCAGUGGCCAGAUUCGGUGGUAAAACAUGCCCCGUUAUAGACUGCAGUAUUCUGCCUCGUCAGCAAGGGGCGUUUGCCUGAGCAUCCGGAACAGGCACAUCAUUCAUGGAGAGAGUUUGCAAGUUUACAUGUUCACAGAUUAAUCUUGUCAUACGGAAUUCUGAUUUAUAGUUCACUCAAGUCUUGUAGGCCGAUAGUUCACACAAAACACUCUUCAGUUACCAGGUUAGAUCUUUGUAUUAGUGGAAAUAUGUAAAAUGUGAAAUGUCUGAUUUUAAUUUAGAGAAAGUUGGAUUUGUAAACUUAGUGUGUUGUAAUUUCGGAUUGAUAGAUCACCAGAAAUAUUUUCAGUUCACGUUAGGAAACGAUCUUUGUAAUAGUGACAAUGAAAAGUGUAAAAUUGUCCCAUUUUUGAACCAACUGUCCGAGUUUGUGACACAGUUAGGAUGAGGUUGGGAAUGUGAGGAUGAAGAUUAUGCUAACAAAUUGACUCAAUGCACACGAUGUAUAAAGUCGUUUCAAGACUGCCCAUUCCAUUGUACACAGUUUCCCCAUCAACUAUUGGUUGUUACCCUAUUGAUGUUGGGAUGUGGUUAAAAGAUGUUAUUCUAAUGAGAAAGUUGAAUUUUCACAACUAUAUUAUUAUGGCUUGUUAUCAUCAUAUUUUACGAUCCAUAGAUAAAAGUAUUUUUUUGUCAGUGUAGAUUUUCUUUGCAAGUCUUCAUUUGUACAUUGCUUCCAUGGUAUGUUAUUCCCUACACAGCAUGAUAGUGUUCAGUGUUUCUAGCACUGGCUUAGUUUCAGAUAAAUAUUACAGACUUUGAUAUUUCAAAGUGUGUUUUAAAAUGUACUGGGUAGUAAUACACUGACUGUUAAACAAAUGUAUAACGUUGUUAAUACUCUGCUGGCUCUCGGCAGACAUUAGGUUCAGAUUCGAGAAUGUCGUAAGCUGUUUUGACAAGACAUGUUAUUCACAACUGUAGGUUUUGUAAUACUUUUUCGUUUAAAGUAUAAAUGUUCAUGCAAUUAUUUAUGGUUUUUAAGAAAUAAACAAAUUUUAAUCUGA
Messenger RNA from Haliotis rufescens (red abalone), 7489 nucleotides. RefSeq names its product plasma membrane calcium-transporting ATPase 2-like. Lineage: Eukaryota; Metazoa; Mollusca; Gastropoda; Lepetellida; Haliotidae. Gene Ontology annotation, cellular component: intracellular membrane-bounded organelle; membrane. Gene Ontology annotation, biological process: calcium ion transmembrane transport; regulation of cytosolic calcium ion concentration. The coding region runs from base 463 to 4140 and encodes 1225 amino acids. Gene Ontology annotation, molecular function: ATP binding; ATP hydrolysis activity; P-type calcium transporter activity. The transcript has 26 exons. The record is from RefSeq and is a predicted model, not a curated record.